GACACGUCUUCGUUGCGCUUUAUUAUUGCUUCUCAGGGAACUUCUUUCGUCGCCUGCCUCUUCCCUAGUUCCCUUGCCGCUGCUUCUCCGUGCUCAUCGAUGUGAUUUCGAAGUGAUUACUCGCUUAGAUUCUUCUACUUGUUGGUUUUGCACCCGAUAGAGGAGAUUUGAUGGCCCUGUUCACAGAUAGAGUGAAUCAUUAUCAUCGUCGUCAUCUCGCCUUGUUCGUCCAAAUUAUUUGGGGCCGGCUUGAUGGAUUUUAUCCUUCCAUUGAGCUUAGUUCGAGGAUUGAUUGAGAGAAUUCUACUUGUUUUGUUUGCCAAAUGGCGUCUUCCUCCUGUCAGUGCCUAUUUGGACAUAGGCCAUUCUUCCAUGGCGAAUCAAGGUUUCAGUCAAAAACUGACCUCUUCAGCUCUACGCAACCUUUCACAUUGGAAUUCAUUAUGAACCAAAAUUCUGUUACUACAUAUCCCCAAAAGAGCUUGUGCAGCCAAGUAGCCGCGCUACCAGACCUCGGUGAGUUCUUCUGGGAAAAAGAUCCAACUCCUAUUUUAGACAUGGUUGAUACACCAAUACAGUUGAAGAAUCUGUCCUGCAAGGAACUAAAACAAUUGGCUAGUGAAAUUCGUUCUGAGAUUUCUUUCAUUAUGUCAAAUGCCCAUAAACCUUAUAAGGCAAGUCUUUCUGUGGUGGAGUUGACAGUGGCUAUACAUCAUGUUUUUCAUGCACCGAUGGACAAGAUACUCUGGGAUGAUGGUGAACAGGUACUUUGUAUUUCCUUGUUAACUAAAACGGAUGCCAAUUUCAAAGGCCCUAUUUACCAUGCUACAUUCUUUAUUUUAAAUAUUUUUUUCCAUCAAAUACAGACAUAUGCACAUAAGAUUCUGACAGGGAGGCGGGCUCUUAUGCAUACACUUAAGCAAAGAAAAGGUCUCUCUGGUUUCACUUCUCGAGCAGAGAGCGACUAUGAUGCAUUUGGAGCUGGGCAUGGAUGCAAUAGCAUAUCUGCUGGGCUUGGCAUGGCUGUUGCAAGAGAUAUUCAAGGAAAGAAGAAUCGUGUUGUGGCAAUCAUAAAUAAUUUGACAACAAUGGCUGGUCAGGUCUAUGAGGCAAUGAGCAAUGCUGGAUAUCUUGACUCUAACAUGAUAGUGAUUUUAAAUGAUAGUAGGCAUUCUUUACAUCCUAAGCUUGAUGAUGGAUCAAAAAUGGCAAUCAAUCCUCUCUCCAGUAGUCUAAGCAAGCUCCAGUCUAGUAGAUCUUUCCGGAGAUUCAGAGAAGCAGCAAAGGGAAUAACAAAACGGAUCGGUAAAGCAGUGCAUGAAUUGGCAGCCAAAGUUGAUGAGUACACACGUGGUAUGAUGGGCCCUCUUGGAGCUACUCUCUUUGAAGAACUUGGACUUUACUACAUUGGGCCUGUUGACGGGCACAAUAUUGAUGAUCUAGUUUGUGUACUUAAUGAAGUGGCAUCAUUAGAUUCAACUGGUCCUGUGCUAGUACAUGUCAUCACAGAGGAUGAGAAGGACUCAGAAUCUACUGAGGAGGGUACGCCAAAAUCAUGCUCUCUAGUAUCAGAUUGUAUGUCUAUCAAAAGCAGCCUCAGGACAUUCAAUGACGUUCUCGUGGAAGCUCUAGUAGCAGAAGCAGAAAGGGACAAAUCAAUUGUAGUGGUCCAUGCUGGCACUGGACUUGAUCCAUCUAUUAAGUUUUUCCAGACCAGAUUUCCAGAUAGAUUCUUUGAUGUUGGAAUGGCAGAACAACAUGCUAUUACUUUUUCAGCAGGAUUAUCUUGUGGAGGCAUGAAGCCAUUCUGCAUAAUUCCGUCAACAUUCUUACAGAGAGGAUAUGAUCAGGUCAUUGAAGAUGUGGAUCUGCAGAAAGUUCCUGUGAGAUUUGCCAUCAGUAGUGCUGGACUUGUUGGAUCUGAAGGCCCAACUCAAUCAGGAAUUUUUGAUAUUGCAUUCAUGGCAUGCUUGCCAAAUAUGAUUGUAAUGGCACCAUCAGAUGAAGAUGAACUUGUUGACAUGGUAGCUACUGCAGUUCUUGUCGAUGAUAGACCUAUUUGCUUCCGGUAUCCUAGGAUAGCCCUUUUCGGAAAUGGUAGUUCAUUACGUAAUGGAACUCCCCUUGAGAUUGGGAAGGGAGAAAUCCUAGUGGAGGGAAAGCAUGUGGCUCUACUUGGCUAUGGUGUGAUGGUUCAGAAUUGCAUCAAGGCCCAAUCUUUGCUUGCUAGUCUUGGUAUUGAGGUAACCGUUGCUAGCGCGAGGUUUUGCAAGCCACUCGACAUUGAGCUCAUACGAGAGCUAUGUCAGGACCAUCAGUUUUUGAUAACAGUUGAGGAAGGAACCAUUGGCGGCUUUGGUACUCAUGUAUCACAAUUCCUAGCUCUUGAUGGUUUGCUUGAUGGAAGAGUAAUGUGGCGACCUGUGUUACUGCCAGAUAAUUACAUCGAGCAUGCAUCCCCGAGGGAGCAACUAGAUAUCGCUGGAUUGACUGGGCAUCACAUUGCAGCAACAGCAUUAAGCCUGUUAGGGCGUUAUCGUGAAGCCUUCAGCCUGAUGCAUUAAAAUUGUUGUUCAACACAGGCAAAGUGGACAGAUGCAAUGGAGGAGAUUUGUUCUAAUAAGAUGCCAACAACACAACCUCCAAAUUUUGGUAGAGGCUGCCAGACUAUGAAUACCGGGUUUCUCUGUUUCUUUCGAAUGUAAUGGCUAUCGGCGCCAUCUGCAUUUGAUGAUGAAAUGGGUGACUACGAUCAUUGUUUGCUCGUAUGGUUUAUUGUUCACAAUUGUAAACUGUUGAUAGUCGUCGACUGCUAUGAACAACAAUGGAAAGCCAAUGCAUUCUGCAUUCUGCUUCUACCGGGAACAGGAGCCAUAUUUUACGUGUAGGUUAUCUGUAUGUUAUCAUGGUACCUCUUGUACAGUCACAUUAGCAGUGUUUAAGAACUUCAUUUGGCGUGUCA
Molecule: messenger RNA, 2962 nt
Organism: Zingiber officinale
Lineage: Eukaryota; Viridiplantae; Streptophyta; Magnoliopsida; Zingiberales; Zingiberaceae
Product: probable 1-deoxy-D-xylulose-5-phosphate synthase, chloroplastic
Exons: 11
Coding region: 324-2564 (746 amino acids)
Biological process (GO): terpenoid biosynthetic process
Molecular function (GO): 1-deoxy-D-xylulose-5-phosphate synthase activity
Source: RefSeq, a predicted model, not a curated record